Molecule: messenger RNA, 956 nt
Organism: Carassius carassius (crucian carp)
Lineage: Eukaryota; Metazoa; Chordata; Actinopteri; Cypriniformes; Cyprinidae
Gene: polr2h
Product: RNA polymerase II, I and III subunit H
Exons: 6
Coding region: 164-616 (150 amino acids)
Biological process (GO): DNA-templated transcription
Cellular component (GO): RNA polymerase I complex; RNA polymerase III complex; RNA polymerase II, core complex
Molecular function (GO): DNA-directed RNA polymerase activity
Source: RefSeq, a predicted model, not a curated record
CGUGGCCAGAGGUGAAGCACAUUGUUUCGCGGCAUGUUUCAUAUUUGUGUUGAAUGAGAAGAAAGUUGUUGUUUUUCUGCACAGUUGAUAUUUCCUAUAUUUAACUGGAACGAUCUUGCGCGCAUUGUAUCUGGAGAAAGAUAAGAGUUCAGUUGGUGUGUAAAUGGCUGGAAUUCUGUUCGAGGAUAUCUUCGAUGUGAAGGAUAUCGAUCCAGACGGGAAAAAGUUUGAUAGAGUGUCUCGUCUUCACUGUGAAAGUGAGUCUUUCAAAAUGGACCUGAUCCUUGACGUGAACAUCCAGAUUUAUCCCGUUGAUCUCGGUGACAAGUUCAGACUGGUGAUCGCCAGCACGCUGUAUGAGGACGGGACGCCAGAUGACGGGGAAUACAACCCUCAGGAUGACAGACCGUCCAGGGCUGAUCAGUUUGAUUAUGUCAUGUAUGGAAAGGUUUAUAAGAUUGAAGGAGAUGAAACCUCAACAGAAGCGGCAACACGACUAUCUGCAUAUGUGUCUUAUGGAGGUCUGCUGAUGCGACUUCAGGGAGAUGCUAAUAAUCUGCAUGGUUUCGAAGUGGACUCCAGGGUCUAUCUGCUUAUGAAGAAACUUGCUUUCUGACUGUGUCUCCUGUCCUGUAGUUACACUCGCUUCUAUGGACUGAGAAAACGGGAUUUUUAUUAUUAUCAUUUCUUUCUUGUUUUUCUUUGAGGUUUUCCUGUUGUGGAAACUGAUCUGGAAACUGUAGCCCAUGGUAAAUUACGUAACAAAUAAUAUAUAUGUGGUUUUAUAUUCAAAUCAAAUGAUUGCUCAGUUGUUAAACUACUUUCUCAUUUCAUCUAGUGCAUGUGCACUGCUUUGGCCAAACGUAUUGAUUGAAUCCCUGUAGAAUCACAUUAAUGACAUCAGAGACAUUUUUUAUUUUGUAUGCUUCUUUUCUUUUAAACCGUGUAUCAGUAAA